Molecule: messenger RNA, 1574 nt
Organism: Epinephelus lanceolatus (giant grouper)
Lineage: Eukaryota; Metazoa; Chordata; Actinopteri; Perciformes; Serranidae
Gene: stx8
Product: syntaxin 8
Biological process (GO): intracellular protein transport; vesicle fusion
Cellular component (GO): endomembrane system; SNARE complex
Molecular function (GO): SNARE binding; SNAP receptor activity
Source: RefSeq, a predicted model, not a curated record
GUGACGUCACACCCAAACAAGAAGUAGUUUGCUGGUGAUUACUGCCGGAUGGUUCAAACUAAGUGGAUUUUCUCUCUAUAACUAACUGUUAUCACAAUGUCUCAGGACCCAUGGUUACAGAAUUAUGAUGCCACUUGUCGCUUGGCACAGGAAAUAGCAGAAAACAUUCAUGAACGGAACAGGCAGCAAAGAACAGGGGGGAACCCUGCAAAGAUCAACAUGACACUACGGGCAUCACUGCAGAAGCUCAAACAGAAUAUUGCCCAGCUUAAAGAGGGUUUGUUGCGAGCAUCAUCCUCUCGCCGCAUAAUGCAGUCAGAAGCUGACAGGAGGCAGAACCUUAUUGAUGACCUGCUAACCAGAGAGAAGCAGCUCAACGCCACCUUCAAGGGAGACAUCACGGAGCCCGAACCUUCCAGGUCGACGUUGAUGGGCACAGGGGCAGGAACGAGUGGAGGUGUUGCGGCCAACCCCUGGCUGGUCAACGAAUCAGAGGAGACCAGAGGGCUGACCUUUGGAGAGAUCAAACAGCAGCAACAGCGAAUCAUCGAAGCCCAGGAUGCAGGCUUGGAUGCACUAUCAGCUGUCAUCAGCCGACAGAAGAUAAUGGGCCAGGAGAUCGGCAAUGAGCUGGAUGAACAGAAUGAAAUCAUUGACGACCUUGCACAUCUUGUGGACAAGACAGACGACAGGAUUCGCAACGAGACACGAAGGGUGAAGCUGGUGGAGACGAAGUCAGCGUCCUGUGGGAUGCUGGUGGUGAUCGUGCUGCUUCUCAUAGCCAUCAUAGUGGUCGCCGUGUGGCCUGUGUAGUUGACGAAGACAGAAGUAAUCAUGGACCUAUGCUGAAUGACUUCAACAAUGACAGUUUGGUGCAGAUUACCAGUUUGAAACUUUAUGCAUCCGCAGUGCACACAUGUACAGUCAUUUAAACAUUGUCUCCCAUCAAAUUUUAUUAUUCUUUGUCUUCAUAUUGAGACAAAUGUGGCUGUCCAACCAAGCCACUGUGAAAUGAAGACUUAAGUCCUUUAGCAGCACAAUUACAUUUUUGUAUACAGUAAGUCUAUUGGUUGGGUGAAAGGCAUUAGUAACCAUACAAAAGGUUUGUUUUUUUAAUAGAAUAUAUUGCCUAGGUGUGAAUUGUACUCUUUAACAGUUGUUCAAGUGUCUGGCUCGUUAAAUUCACAACGUAUCAAAUAACUAAAUUAUUUGGAGGUUUGUUAGCCUUUUGAAAAUAUUUUUAGCCUGGACUGAGAUGAAUGUUGACCCAACAGUAGGACCUCCUGCAGGUAGCAGGAGCUUUUCCUCUCAUAAGUCUGUCUGUGGUCUGGGCUCAGGCUCACACUGGGUACGGUAAUUCCGCGAGCUUUGCAAUAUUCACACUCACUUAUAUUUACCCAUGCAUUACUGUAGCAGCUGUAAUGUUAUCAUUUGUCUUGGGAUUUUAUAACGUUUGUAGAACAGCUCGCAGCCAAAACAAACAGCUCGGCUGUGUAACUAACAUGGCUGUUUUCCUUCCUUGUAAAACAAUUCAGCUUGUAAUUUCUAAUAAAUGACAUUUCCAGUUAAUAGUC